AUGCAUACCUUAUUCAAGCUAUAUCGUUUUGAAAUAGGUGACUUUUAAUUGAUUGCAUAAAUCACAUAAAAUAGUAAGAAACGGGUAGAUACUGUCGCUGAAUUAACUCUUCGAUCUGCAGCAAAGCAAACUCGGCUACUUUUUAAUGAAUACUAUUCCUUCACCUGAGCAUCCCGGCAAUCCAAAAUGGGAAAAGUUCCAUGCUUGGAAUACAAUGAAGCAACCAAAAAGCAUUCAAUAUGUGAAAACUCAAGAAGAAUCUCUACAAGAAGCAUUUGAGAGAUUUGGUUUGACUCCAGAAGACGGAUCCGGUUGGGGAGACUCAUCCGCUGCGGUAGAUGUAGGUUGGGGAACGCCACCACAAUCUGAAAAAGGUGGAUGGUAAUAGAAGUAAUUGAAUCAUCGUAGUAUUACUUUAUUUUAUACAGUGUCUUGAAGCUUAAUUUAUCAAAUGGUUGAAAACUCUGUCCACUGUUUUGAAUCGGUCACGUAUUUUGAAGCUAAUUUGUCUGCUUCUUUGAAAUAAAAUUGCCAGCCGAUCUGUAGUCAAAUGACUAAAUGACUAUAAAUCUUUUAUUGAGACAUGUACAAAAAACGCUUAUGGAAUGUUGAAGCAAAUUUUGUUAAUGUUCAAUUGUAACUAAGUGUGCUGCUCCUUAUCUGCCCAUGCUCUUCUCUCUAUACUUUACUUUUCUCUUGUAAACUCAGCCAUCAUCUUUAUCUGUUGUAUAAGUCAUAGUACUUAUCACACGUGAACAAGCCAUCUGCAUGUCAUAUUAUCAAUUAUGCGACGAGAAAAAAGCCCACGAU
Messenger RNA from Mycotypha africana, 810 nucleotides. RefSeq lists its product as uncharacterized. Bases 146 to 385 code for a protein of 79 amino acids. The record is from RefSeq and is a predicted model, not a curated record. Lineage: Eukaryota; Fungi; Mucoromycota; Mucoromycetes; Mucorales; Mycotyphaceae. The transcript has 2 exons.